Molecule: messenger RNA, 1680 nt
Organism: Phaedon cochleariae (mustard beetle)
Lineage: Eukaryota; Metazoa; Arthropoda; Insecta; Coleoptera; Chrysomelidae
Source: the annotation of a GenBank genome assembly
AUGGCUUGUUUAAAUAAUCUGAAACAGGAAAUACGGACAUUAGAGUCGAUAUUCUCGAAAAACCAUGAAAGGUUUCAGAUCAUCUCGGCCAGUGUUGAUGAAUUGAGUUGUAGGUUUAUAGGAAAGAACGGUAAAAAAUACACCAUCCAUGCGAAUAUCACGGAAACCUAUCCUGCUGUGCCACCAGUUUGGUUUGCAGAUUCAGAUGAGACUAGUAUAACAAAUGCUGUUCAAAUUUUAAGUAAUACUGAAGGUGUGGAGAAUCAUGUCCUUCACCAAGUGAUAAUUCUUCUCAGAGAACUGUGUCGUCUCCAUGCUGUACCAGAACCUCCAGAUUUAGAUAGGAUGCAAAUUUUAGACCCACAAACAACAAAUCGAAUAAGCAGAGGCGUCGUGGUGGGAGGCGGCGUCGGCGGCAGCGUGGCCGCCCUGCAGCAGCAGGAGGAGGAGGCGAUGAUGGAGGACGAGGGCCUCGACAGCGACAACGACGUCGUCGACAGCGAGGAGGAGGAGGAUGAGGACGACGACAGCGACGCCGACGAGGACCUCGCCAUGGAGAUGGAGGACAACAGGCCGAAGGCGGACGAAAUGGGCGUCGAGCAUCUGGCGACGUUGGAGAGGUUGAGACAGAACCAGCGGCAGGACUAUCUCAAGGGCUCCGUAUCCGGCUCCGUCCAGGCCACCGACCGGCUGAUGAAGGAGCUGCGCGACAUCUAUCGCUCCGACUCGUUCAAGAACAAGAUGUACCAGAUUGAGCUGGUCAACGACUCGCUCUACGAGUGGAACGUGCGACUGAUGUGCGUCGAUCCCGACAGCCCGCUCAGCCACGACCUGCAGGCGCUCAAAGAGAAAGAGGGCAAAGACGCCAUCCUGCUCAACAUGCUGUUCAAGGACACUUAUCCGUUCGAGCCGCCAUUUGUGCGCGUCGUGCAUCCCGUCAUAUCCGGCGGUUACGUGCUGGUCGGCGGCGCGAUCUGCAUGGAACUGCUGACGAAGCAAGGCUGGUCGAGCGCCUACACGGUGGAAGCGGUCAUCAUGCAGAUAUCGGCGACGCUGGUCAAGGGCAAGGCGCGCAUCCAGUUCGCCGCGCCGAAGGUGUGCGCCCAACAGGGCCAGUACAGCCUCGCGCGGGCGCAGCAGAGCUUCAAGUCCUUGGUGCAGAUACACGAGAAGAACGGAAUUUCGGCAAGUCAGAGGUCUGCUAUGAUAAGGGAAAUGUUGCAACGCCCAUUCAACAGAUGUUACAAAGGAAAUGAAACUAAAAAGCGAAUGGGAACACAGCAACCUAGUCGUGUACGAAUUUUAAUAGGAAAGAAUACAGUGAUAAGAAAACAAGACAACACUAUCAAGGAUCUGCAAGAGAAAGUUAAGAAACUAGAAGAGAAAGUGGAAUUCUGUAUGGAAAAAUUAUCGAGACUUGAUAUAUUGGAAACUGAAAUUGCAGUGAUUAAAGGAAUUGGUAAUGAUCCACCAGCUUGUCCGAAAUCUCCUCAGGUACAAACUGGAGCAAUAUCUAAAAGAGCAAGAGUGAUGAAAAAUUUAGAGCAGGUGGCAGGCCCAUCUACUUCGUCAAAUAAACCACAAACUUCGAAUGAUAUGACAAAUCUGGUGAAUGUGUUCCCAAAUUUGGAAAUCGACAAUUACUUUGAAGACGAUCAACACAAGAAUUCGGACAAAGGA